CCACACCCAUCGGCGAGCCGAUUCCGGGGCAGCGAGUCGUCGGCCGCCGCGCUCGAGCCUCCGCCCGCACCGAGCCGCGGGACCCGGGCCGUACCGGGGAGGGGCCGCUCCGGGCCGCAGCGCGAGGGCAGCGAGGGGCGGCGGGGACCUGGCACCGGGCGGGGCCGGCGGCAGCGACCAUGAUCGCUUUGUUCAACAAGCUGCUGGACUGGUUCAAGGCCCUAUUCUGGAAGGAGGAGAUGGAGCUCACGCUGGUCGGGCUUCAGUACUCGGGCAAGACCACCUUCGUCAACGUGAUCGCGUCAGGACAGUUCAACGAGGACAUGAUCCCCACCGUGGGUUUCAACAUGCGCAAAAUCACCAAAGGGAAUGUGACUAUCAAGCUCUGGGACAUUGGGGGACAGCCGCGUUUCCGCAGCAUGUGGGAGCGCUACUGCCGAGGAGUGAGCGCCAUCGUGUACAUGGUGGAUGCUGCUGACCAGGAGAAGAUUGAGGCCUCUAAGAACGAGCUCCACAACCUACUGGACAAACCUCAGCUGCAGGGCAUCCCGGUCUUAGUCCUGGGUAACAAGCGAGACCUUCCGGGAGCACUGGAUGAGAAGGAGCUGAUUGAGAAAAUCCCCAGGCCCCCGGACGUUCGUAGCCUCAGCGGACUCUACUCUGGUUUCCCCCAGGAAUCUGUCUGCCAUCCAGGACCGAGAGAUCUGCUGCUACUCCAUCUCCUGCAAAGAAAAGGACAACAUUGACAUCACCCUACAGUGGCUUAUUCAACACUCAAAGUCACGGAGAAGCUGAGACUCCAGCCCUUCUCCCUCAGACCAGGGACCGUCGUCAUCUAAACCUGAAGCCGAGCUCCCCGCCCACCCCUGUCGUCCCCCUAAGCCCACCCCUCCUCACCCAGCGUGAGGAGGGCCCUGUGGGGACCCCAGAGUCCUGUUCUGCUGAGGUUUGAACUCCUGUUUUUAUUGUAAAAUAAAUUGCCCCCCAUUCUGGUCCCCUAACUUCUCACCCUUCCCCCCUGCCUUUGUCCCAUCACCCAGCCCUGCCUCCCUCCCAACAGCCCUGGGCCACAGCCCCGGCCCCUGGCUUUUCCCCGGCCCACUCCUGUACCUCCCUUUUCAACACUCUCUGUUAUUGUCCUGUGUGUACAGUAUAUAUAUGUAUAUAUAUUUUAAUUUUUUAAUUUAAGCAAAGACUAAAAUCAACCAUUUGAUGCUGCAGGGGCCUUCCAGGAUCUGGGAGGGGGCAGUCUGGAGAGAAGGAGGGAGAUGCAGGUGGACUUGGGGCAAGUUCAGAUCAGGAGAGGUGCAGGCUGGCACCUGCGGCAGGUACCAGCCUGGGCACUGGUGGCCGCCUCCCUGUCCCGUGUGUUUCUACCACCCAAUCUGGCUUGUCCUGGCAGUGCUUGAAUGCCACAGGCUGGCAGGGGCCUCCGGGGCUCCCUCCCCUCAACCCCCAGCCUGGGUAGAGCCACCAGGUACGACGACCAGGUACCAGAAACCACCAGGCACACGGGGCAGAAAGCCAGCGUCCAUGCCCCAGCAGCCCCCUCCUGCCUGUUCCUGGCUCCCAGCUCCCGCCCCUCCCCAGGGCCCCCACCUCCACGGCCCACUUCAUUUUCUGUUCUCAUUUUGCAGAGUUGCACAAGGAGAGAACUCAGCAUGGGGGGUUGGUUCUUUGGGUUCUGUUUGUUUAUUUGUUUAAUUUAAUGAUUUGUAAAGUGAUGUUCCUCUUCCUUUUUUACACUUUUCAGCUCAUAUUUAACCUCUGUUUGGAAAAUGAUUCUUGUAACUGUACAUUUUUUUGCCUCCUAAUAACAAUGACAACAAAAAAAAUAAAUGACCAGUUUUGUGUUG
Pongo pygmaeus (Bornean orangutan) is the source of this 1856-nucleotide messenger RNA. It is a transcript of the gene ARL8A, whose product is annotated as ARF like GTPase 8A. The coding region runs from base 180 to 746 and encodes 188 amino acids. Gene Ontology annotation, cellular component: lysosomal membrane. Gene Ontology annotation, biological process: anterograde axonal transport; protein transport. Lineage: Eukaryota; Metazoa; Chordata; Mammalia; Primates; Hominidae. The transcript is spliced from 7 exons. Gene Ontology annotation, molecular function: GTP binding; GTPase activity. The record is from RefSeq and is a predicted model, not a curated record.